Coniosporium apollinis CBS 100218 is the source of this 1521-nucleotide messenger RNA. RefSeq lists its product as uncharacterized. Bases 1 to 1521 code for a protein of 506 amino acids. Lineage: Eukaryota; Fungi; Ascomycota; Dothideomycetes. The record is from RefSeq and is a predicted model, not a curated record. The transcript is spliced from 8 exons.
AUGCAUUUCAAACAGUUGCUCCUUUUUCUUACUGUAUUGGCCCAUGAUGUUAGCUGUUGGGAGCCCAGUUUUGAUGGAUUGACUGUUGAAACCACCGCCGGUCAAGUCCAGGGGUUCAUCAACAGCUCAACCCCCGGUGUUCGCCAGUUCCUCGGUAUUCCAUACGCUGAAGCACCACUGGGAGCCUUGCGGUUUGCGCCCCCCCAGCCCAAGAAGAAAGGCGGGCCUAUCAAGGCGACCGCCUUUGCACCAUCAUGCAUGCAGCAACUUAGCAACGCUUCGACGAUCUACACAGAAGUAGUACCGCAGUUUCUUAUCAACGGAGGGCAAUCGGAAGACUGCUUGUACGUCCAUAUCUGGGCGCCGGUCGUCAAAGAUUCGCACAGGCGGAAGCGGAGACCUCUUCCCGUGCUUGUGUAUAUUCCGGGAGGAGGCUUCACGGGCGGCGGCGCCGACUCGGUUGCGAAGAUUCCGGACACAUGGGUUCAGCGUACGCAAUCGCACAUUGUCGUAAUCAUGAACUACCGUGUCAACGUCUUUGGAUUCCCGAAUGCGAAAGGGCUGGAAAACCGAAACGUGGGACUGCUUGAUCAAAGGAUGGCUGUCGAAUGGACGAGGGACAAUAUAGCCGCUUUCGGCGGUGAUACAUCGCGCAUAACACUUUGGGGGCAAUCAGCAGGCGCCGCCAGCGUCGAUACUUACGGCUAUACCUAUCCGGAAGAUCCCAUCGUAUCCAGCUUGAUUGCUGAUUCUGGCUCCGCUACCAUUCGGAGCAGCGCAGACUAUGCACAAACCAACUUUACUUUCCUCGCCGGCCUUGUUGGCUGUCGAGGUCUCAGCUCUGAUGCUGGACUAGCCUGCGUGCGCGACGUGCCUGCAGUCACUCUGCAGAGCGCACUUUCGAACUAUAUUGGUAGCGGGGCCAGACCAUCUAUCGCUUUUGUUCCAGUAAGCGAUAACGUGACCGUAUUCUCCAACACCACGGACAGAGCGUUGAGGGGUCUGGUGGCAAAGAUCCCCGCUAUCAUGGGAAGCAAUGAGAAUGAAGGUGCGGGUUUCGUUCCCUUCACACUGGCUGGCCCCGGUGCCGCAGCAUUGUUCGCCUUGACGCAGAGCAUAAUCGCAUGUCCUGUUGGUCUUGGAGUCAGAAACCGCGAACGUAUUGGCCUGCCGACUUACCGCUACCAAUAUGCCGGUAACUUCUCGAAUCUCGCGCCUGUCGCCUUCAUGGGUGCAUACCACAGCGCCGAGCUGCCCCUGUUAUUCGGCACGCAUGACCGCGAAUUCUACGGUCCGUCUACACCCUUUGAGUACGACGUGAGCCACACGAUGCAAGCUCUCUGGCUCUCGUUUGCCUCGAACCCCAGCGCCGGCCCUGUCAUUGCUACUUCCCGGCGCCAGAGGUUUGAGUGGCCGGAGUAUUCUUCGGACACGGAUUCGAUGGUGCUAUUUGCGUCAGGUGAUCGGGUCUUGCAGCUCGUUGAUGGGGACAGGAUUGAUGCAAAUUGUACUGGGCUAUGA